GAGACUCAAUUUAUAAAUUGUUUUCCAAUAAUAUGCAGUGUUAUGAGUUGUGACAAAGAAAAAAGAAAAGUGAAGAAACAGCAAAAGAAAAACAAAAAAAAAAAGCUUCCAGUUGUUGUGUUGUGUAAGCUGCUUCCAUUUCACUGUUUAAUGUAAGGCAUGUCUUUCCUCAUCACCUACCUCUGACAACUCCACAUCUUCUUCUCAUUGCCCCGGUCAAUACCCAUUUCUCAAAAUCCCCACUUCUCACAUGGAAACCCUACAAAAAUCCCUUCAUUUUUUGACAUUGCUGUAACCCCUUUUCUAGCUUUUCAAUAUGGUUUCUUCUGGGAUUUCCUCCUACAGUCUUUACAAACAUCCAAGCUCUUAAAUUAAACUUCUUUUCUUUCUUUUUUCCCCCUUUUCGUCUCUUACCAGCACUGUCUCAACAAGGCAUCUUGGUGUAGGUGAAGAUGGCCUCUGAUCUGAACAAAACUCUGUCAAAAGAGUACAUUGGUCUGCAAUUGUGGGUUCUUAUUGUAAUUUGCUUAGGAGUGGUAUUCUUAGUUAUCCUUAGCAUAUCACUGUGGCUUAGCUUUCGGAAGAAAUCCAGAAGGGCGAAUGUGAUGCUUCCUCUCACCCAAGUUCCAUAUGUUUCAGAGGAAAUUAAAGAGAUAAGAGUUGAUCAAGCUUCUGCAAACAAUGGUAACACCCUUAAUGAGAAAUUCAGUGACAAAGGUUCAGAGAAGGGUUUGUUUAACGUAGAUAAUGGAGAGGAUAGCGGUCAGUCGGGUUCUUUUAAUCAUGUAGAUAAGGAUGUUAAAGGAUCUCAACCAGGAGAAGAGGGAGCUACUGGGGCAGUAUCUACAUACAGGCCUUCUUCAAAUCCUCUGACAGCUCCUUCACCUUUGUCUGGCCUGCCUGAAUUUUCGCGCCUAGGCUGGGGUCAUUGGUUCACUCUCAGGGACCUACACCUUGCAACUAACCGGUUUUCAAAGGAUAAUAUUAUUGGUGAUGGUGGAUAUGGAGUUGUUUAUAGAGGCAAUCUGAUUAACGGGACUCCUGUAGCCGUCAAAAAGCUUCUUAACAAUCCGGGACAAGCUGACAAGGAUUUCAGGGUGGAAGUUGAAGCCAUUGGUCACGUGCGGCAUAAAAACUUAGUUCGUCUUCUUGGAUACUGUAUCGAGGGCACACAAAGGUUGUUGGUUUAUGAAUACGUCAAUAAUGGCAAUUUGGAGCAAUGGCUCCGUGGAGAUAUGUCUGACAAGGGAUAUCUUACCUGGGAGGCUCGCAUAAAGAUUCUUCUUGGCACCGCCAAGGCGCUGGCAUAUUUGCACGAGGCUAUUGAACCAAAAGUCGUGCAUAGGGACAUAAAAUCAAGUAAUAUACUGAUUGAUGACAACUUUGAUGCGAAGAUAUCCGAUUUUGGUCUGGCCAAGUUGCUAGGUGAUGGGAAAAGUUAUAUCACAACUCGAGUUAUGGGUACCUUUGGUUAUGUUGCUCCAGAGUAUGCAAACUCUGGCCUCCUGAAUGAGAAGAGUGAUGUUUAUAGCUUUGGUGUUGUGCUCUUAGAAGCAAUUACUGGAAGAUACCCAAUUGAUUAUGGUCUCCCUCAGCCUGAGGUAAAUAUGGUCGAGUGGUUAAAGAUGAUGGUUCAACUCAGACGCUCAGAAGAAGUAGUUGACCCUAACAUUGAGACUAGACCAUCAACUAGUGCUCUUAAACGGGCUCUUUUAACUGCUUUGAGAUGUGUUGAUCCCGAUGCUGAUAAAAGACCUAAGAUGAGUCAGGUUGCUCGCAUGCUUGAAGCAGAAGAGUAUCCUCUUCCUCGAGAGGAUAGAAGACGCAGAAGGAAUCAAUCAGUUAAUUCAGAUGCCGAUACACAGAGGAAAAACUCUGAUGCGGACCGGAGUGACGAUCCAGAUUUGAGGUUGGAGAGCAGAAUGCACCAUCACCCCUAGACUUGGGGACAAAAUGAGCUUUAGAAGCUGAGAACAAGGGAAACUACCAUCAUUACAUUCGUUACUAUUCCGAUGCCUUCAGAUGACCCCCAUAUAGUUGAGAUUUGCAGCACAUGCAGGAAACUGAGGGAUUUUUUUUUAUUUUUUAUUUUAAAUUUUUUUUUCUUUUGUGGAGCUCUGGAUUACAUACAUAUCUUCUAGAUUGUAGAAAACAUUAGCUUGUCUUGAAAAGGGCAUUGGCACUAGAUUUUCUGUACAGGUCUAUAUGGAUUCUAUAUAAUUUUUUGCCUCUUUAUUCGGAUGCUAUAUUCUUAA
Messenger RNA from Gossypium raimondii (Peruvian cotton), 2255 nucleotides. Its product is annotated as probable receptor-like protein kinase At5g18500. Gene Ontology annotation, molecular function: ATP binding; protein kinase activity. The record is from RefSeq and is a predicted model, not a curated record. The transcript is spliced from 8 exons. The coding region runs from base 453 to 1940 and encodes 495 amino acids. Gene Ontology annotation, biological process: protein phosphorylation. Lineage: Eukaryota; Viridiplantae; Streptophyta; Magnoliopsida; Malvales; Malvaceae.